GUUGCUGGUCAGAAUGUUGUCGUUACCCACCCCUAAUCUCGAUUUCUGGAUGUUCUUGUUCUGAGGCUUGCGUUGUUGUUGAUUGUUUCUUAUUGCUACCCUUAUUGAAUUUCCAGACAAAUCAACAGAUUCAAUGCCAUGACGGUCUGUACUAAUGGACAAGUUAUACUAGAAGAAAAAUAUCGACACCGCAGAUUCACGAAAUCAGAAGUGGUAGACUACGCCAAAUGGCUGGGAAUCAAUCUAAAACAAGAACCAGAAUUAUAUUCCUUAGUAUUUGAAGGAAUUAAGGCCCCACUUCCAGUUGGUUGGAAACCCUGUAUGAAUACUAGUGGAGAGAUAUACUACUUUAAUUUUUUCACAGGUCAAUCUACUUGGGACCAUCCUUGUGAUGUUUAUUACAAGCAUAAGGUACUAGAAUAUAGGAAAAAUAAAAGGCACACAAACGUAACUGAGAGAAAACAAAAGUACUCUAAAAAGGCACUCCAUAAAAAGACUUGGGAUACUUAUCAUGGAAUUAAGCUGCUUCACAUAGAAGCAUUUAGUAAACCAACCAGCAACCUGACACAGAACAAUGGAACUCCAAUGAGUAAUAAUUAUCAUUAUCAUAAUCUACAGCUUCUCAAUGAACAAUCAGAUUUUCGAAAUGUAGAUGGUAAAAAAUAUGAACCUUUAGUUAGCAAACUCAAGCCACUUGAAAAUAGCAGUGACCAACCUAAAAAAAGCACAGGUGUCCAAUAUGAAUCACCAUAUGAAGUGCAAACAAUUCCCAGCAAGGAGACUCGUGAAAAUGCUAACGCUCAGACAACAUUGACAUUGGUUAACCAAGUCGAUGCAAACCUGAACAUUUCAUUAUUAAGUAGUUCCGAGAAUCUUACUAACAGUAUAAAACCCAAAACACCAAAUGUGUCUAAAUCGCAUGAAGUUUCUGAAACCACGGAAGACGAACUAAACUCAAUCCACUACCAUAAAACAACAAACAACAAGAACACAUCAACAGACUUCCUGGUAUACAAACAACCAGAAGAAUCGACAAAUAGUAAAUCUAUCGACAAAAUCAACAACAAUAGUCCAAUCAAUAACCAUUUACAAACCAAUAUAGGCAUGGACUGCGUAACCGAAUUGUUAAGGCAAAUGGAACAAAAUCAUGAGGAAGUGCUGGGAGCAAGUUACAAGUUAUGUUCAAUGCAAAAAGAGCUAGUUAACUGGUGUAGUGAAAUCGAACAACGCCUAUAUAGCAUUGAUAGCAAAUAUAGGAUUAUUUUUUGUCAGGAUAGGAUAUUAAGUCGAAACAAUAAUCUACGUAUAUUUUUAGGACCACGUGAAAUCGGUCAACAGGAUUAUAUUCACACUAGUGUAUGCAAAAAAGCUACACCUAAUGAAUGUCCUCCACAUAACUCAUACAGUUCUCACUUGCCAGUUAAUAAAGAAAGAAGACGACCACAUUCUGGCGAUGAUCACCUAUUGAGGAGUGAAAAAAACAGUUAUACGGAAACAAGACCAAAUACAAUAGACACGAACUCUUUAUUAUCUAAAACAGCCCAGAUUGAAAACCUUGUUUCUAUCAGCAAUUCUAAAUCACAAAAUCUAGUGAAACACCUAUCAGUAGUCGAUCUGUCGAAACUACGACAUACUAUCACUGAUGGUAACAGAUUACCUAGUGAUUGGACCACAAUGCAAACAAAAUCAUACUAUAGAAGGUUUCUUGAUUCACCAAAAAAUCUCCCACAAGACGUGAUAAAUCAACAACUUGAAGAUUAUUCGAGAUGGCUAGAGCAAGCUGAAGCAUACAUGAAAACUUUACGAUCUGUUUGAAUAUUAUUCAAACAUCAGCAUAAGUCCAGUUAAACUGUGUACAAUGAUGUUGCUCAUACUACUAUUUGGUUAAGCUUUACAAACAAUAACGACAACAUUCUGAAUAUUAAAUGCUUCGAAUUAUUCGCCAUUGUAUACAAAUGUCUGACUAGAUGUCCAAUAAACCCAUUAUAAGAUUUA
This is a messenger RNA of Schistosoma turkestanicum, 1995 nucleotides long. The record is from the annotation of a GenBank genome assembly. Lineage: Eukaryota; Metazoa; Platyhelminthes; Trematoda; Strigeidida; Schistosomatidae.